GCCUUUCGGGGCUUUUCGAGGCACGGGGGAUUUUGGAGAUCCCCCGUGACCCACCCACAGCCCCCCCGGCGCACUGUUGGCUCUGCUCUCCAGCCUCCAGCUGGACUUUGUGCUGAUGCCCCUCGGUUGUUGUGGCCGUGAUUGAGGGAACAAAGGCCCGAACCCGCCAGGAGCGUCGCAGCCAGCUCCGCGGCCGCAGGGACGGACCGGGAGAAGGCGGCGCAGGAGGAAGGGGAGGGGAUAAAGCAGGAAAGGGACAAGAAGAGGAUCCCUCAGCGGUCCCAUCUCGCACGUUGGCGGCGAGAGGAAACUCGUCCCAAAAAUCUCGGAUUUCUCCUUCCCAACCCUUGGCCAGAUGGAGGAGAAGGCUCCAAGGAAGAGGAAGAUGCCUCGGGGCCCCCAGGCAGGCCCCGAGCUGAGGACGGAGAGCACGGAGGACAAAUCCCCCCGGCAGGGCCUGCUGGGAGAGGCCGUUCUGAAGGGCUCCCCGGCACAGGAGGAGGAGGAAAAGCCCCGGAGAUCCCCCAGGAGAAGGAGCUGCAAAGCCAUCCCGGGGAGCUCUGAGGAGGAAAAACCCGUCCUGUACCGGGAAGGCGGCCGGAGCUUCAUCCGGAUCCCCGACCUGCAGAUCCACAUCCAGUUCCACCCCAGGGAGAAGCCCUACAGGUGCUUGGAGUGCAAGCAGAGCUUCAGCAACAUCUCCAACCUCUUCUACCACCAGCGUUUACACACCGGGGAGGGGCCCUAAAUUGUGCUUGGGGAGAGCUCCCAACCAAGAGCUCCAGGCUUGGCACUCGGCAAUCCCUGCAGGAUGUGGGGAACAGCCCUGGGAGGGCUUGGAAUGGGGG
Molecule: messenger RNA, 848 nt
Organism: Myiozetetes cayanensis
Lineage: Eukaryota; Metazoa; Chordata; Aves; Passeriformes; Tyrannidae
Product: zinc finger protein 571-like
Exons: 4
Coding region: 356-748 (130 amino acids)
Biological process (GO): regulation of transcription by RNA polymerase II
Molecular function (GO): DNA-binding transcription factor activity, RNA polymerase II-specific; RNA polymerase II cis-regulatory region sequence-specific DNA binding
Source: RefSeq, a predicted model, not a curated record